This is a messenger RNA of Betta splendens (Siamese fighting fish), 1218 nucleotides long. RefSeq names its product aquaporin-1-like. Gene Ontology annotation, molecular function: carbon dioxide transmembrane transporter activity; ammonium channel activity; water channel activity. Gene Ontology annotation, cellular component: membrane. The record is from RefSeq and is a predicted model, not a curated record. NCBI's taxonomy places the organism in Eukaryota, Metazoa, Chordata, Actinopteri, Anabantiformes, Osphronemidae. Bases 16 to 879 code for a protein of 287 amino acids. Gene Ontology annotation, biological process: carbon dioxide transmembrane transport; hyperosmotic response; renal water transport. The transcript is spliced from 4 exons.
GCCCAGGCCUUAUAUAUGCAGCCUGGUGUUGUUUGUGAGUACACACACUUGACAGAGACCCAGCUCAAGCCCCCACCAGGCAACCCCACCAUGAGAGAAUUCAAGAGCAAGAACUUCUGGAGGGCCGUGCUGGCCGAGCUGGUCGGCAUGACCUUCUUCAUCUUCCUCAGCCUCUCUGCGGCCAUUGGGAACAAGACCAACGCCAACCCAGACCAGGAGGUGAAGGUGUCGCUGGCGUUCGGCCUGGCCAUCGCCACGCUGGCCCAGAGUUUGGGCCACAUCAGCGGGGCCCACCUGAACCCCGCCGUCACCCUGGGGAUGCUCGUCAGCUGCCAGAUCAGCGCCCUCAAGGCCGUCAUGUACAUCAUUGCUCAGAUGCUCGGGUCGGCGCUGGCCAGCGGCAUCGUCUACGGCACCCGUCCGAGCGGCAACGACAGACUGGGCCUGAACACCCUUUCUGCUGGUGUGACUCCCAGCCAAGGCGUGGGCAUCGAGCUCCUGGCAACCUUCCAGCUGGUGCUGUGUGUCCUUGCAGUCACUGAUAAAAGGCGGCGUGAUGUCACCGGCUCCGCGCCCCUGGCCAUCGGCCUCUCUGUGUGCCUGGGACACCUGGCAGCUAUCAGCUACACGGGCUGCGGCAUCAACCCCGCUCGCUCCUUUGGGCCCGCUUUGAUCCUGAGCGAAUUUGACAGCCACUGGGUGUACUGGGUGGGGCCCGUGUGCGGCGGCAUCGCGGCCGCCCUCAUCUACGACUUCCUGCUCGCCCCCAAGUUCGACGACUUCCCCGAGCGCAUGAAGGUGCUGCUCAGCGGCCCCGUGGGCGACUACGACGUCAACGGCGGCAACGACACCACGACCGUGGAGAUGACGUCGAAAUAACCCGGCCGCCCGGCGGCGGCGCGCAUGUGUAUACGCCUGUACAAUGAAAAGCAAAAGCAAGCUCCUAGGUUUAGUGAAGGAUGUCGGCUCCUGCGCUUUCGGUGGGUCAGUUAGUGCCUAUGCUAAUUCACUCCUUUGUUUGACCUCAUGCACAAUUGUUAUCCAAAAUGCUGCUCACACACAGGGGUCAGUGUGGCGCCCGGCGUGACGGAGCAGUGUGUCUUAUGUCAGUAUUGUUUGUUGAGCCAUUAUUGUGUAUACGUGUUUCUAUCACUUGUUAUUUCUAGGUUUUAUAUUAUAUGUACACUUUUUUAAGUAAAUAAACAAUGUUGUUGACAA